Lachnellula hyalina is the source of this 6243-nucleotide messenger RNA. RefSeq names its product Conidial pigment polyketide synthase (gene alb1). The record is from RefSeq and is a predicted model, not a curated record. The transcript is spliced from 13 exons. Gene Ontology annotation, molecular function: fatty acid synthase activity; 3-oxoacyl-[acyl-carrier-protein] synthase activity; phosphopantetheine binding. Gene Ontology annotation, biological process: fatty acid biosynthetic process; secondary metabolite biosynthetic process. Bases 1 to 6243 code for a protein of 2080 amino acids. NCBI's taxonomy places the organism in Eukaryota, Fungi, Ascomycota, Leotiomycetes, Helotiales, Lachnaceae.
AUGGCAGCGAUCAAACAGCUUCUUUUAUUUGGGGAUCAAACUGUUCAUAUCCUUGGGGCUGUGAAAGAUAUUUAUUCCGUUGCAAAACAGUCUGUCUUGCUUCCGAUAUUGAUUCAAAGAAGUGAAGAUGCUCUUGUGUCUGAAAUAUCAAAGUUUCCACUGACAACAAGACUUCGAUUUUACCAUGCUCGUUCCAUGCUCACUCUUGCAGAGGAAUAUACCAAGCAUAAGCAGAUUGAUGCUGGUGUAUCAACAGUGCUAUCAUGUUUUGUCCAACUAGCUUUUCUCUUCAUGUAUACGGAAAAGCACCCAAGUCAACCGGAUAUCAUCCCAUCCAAUGAUUUGAUAGUGGUCGGGUCUUGCACUGGAUUGAUUGUGGGCGCUGUUGCAGCAACAGUGUCAUCUGUUGGUCAAAUAUUGGACCUUGUACCAGAAAUUAUCCGCCUUGGACUCCGACUUGGACUGGAAAUUGAUCAAAGAUCAAUGCAAUUUGAAAGAUGUCGGGAAAGUUGGGCCACAGCGGUGUCAGGGGUUCAGGGCUUGUACUUUGCACGAAAGCCAUAUAUAAGUGCCAUAGCAGAUUCCACAACAGUGACUAUUAGUGGAAUGCCGACAAUCCUGAAGCAGCUUUGGGAGUCUUCGCAUGUCCUCCGGGAUGCCGUUUAUGUUGAGCUUCCCAUAGCAGCUGCUUUUCAUACGAGACACAUGGGUGCUAUUGACGUCGAGAAGAUGAUUGGAAAUGGGGCUGUUUUCCGGAAAUUCUCAACCAAACAAGCCACCAUAUUAUCACCUAGUCUGGCCGCGCCAUACGAGAGCCGUGAUCUGGAACAAUUAUUACGCUCUGCAAUAAACGAUAUUGCCCACGAGAGAAUCGAUUGGGCCUCGACAGUGAAUAAUUUGCCAAAGUUACUCGGUUCCCAGGUGAUCAUAACCUCUAUCGGACCUAAUAAUGUAGCUAAAAAACUCAUUAAGAGUCUUGAGAGCUCGAGCAUCGAAGUCCAAAAUAACGUCGAACUACAGAUAACAGAGGAUCAUUCUUUCGAGCGAGGUAGCCCGGGGGAUAUCGCUGUUGUUGGGAUGUCCGGACGCUUCCCAGGAGCUGAGACUCUAGACUCAUUCUGGCAACUUCUUGUUGACGGUCUAGACAAGCACCAGAAGAUACCAGCAGAUAGGUUUGACCUUGACAGCCAUUUUGACGCCAGUGGAGCAACCAAAAACACAAUCGUGACUCCAUACGGUUGCUUCAUAGAGCGUCCAGGGAUGUUUGACACUAGACUUUUCUCGAUGUCGCCUAGAGAAGCCGCCCAAACGGAUCCUGGGCAACGGCUCAUGCUAUUGACAGCAUACGAGGCACUUGAAAUGGCAGGGUAUACCGCGAAUGGAAGUCCAUCCACCGACUCUUCAAGAAUUGGAACAUUCUUCGGCCAAACCACUGACGAUUGGAGAGAGCAUAAUGCUUCACAAAACAUCGAUAUAUACUAUGCGACGGCUGGCAUUCGAGCAUUCGGACCGGGCCGUUUGAAUUAUCAUUUCAAGUGGGAUGGUCCAUCUUAUAGCGUGGAUACCGCAUGCUCUUCCAGCUCAGUUGCAAUUCAGCUAGCAUGUCAAUCAUUACUGUCGCGAGAAUGUGAUAUGGCUGUGGCGGGGGGUGCCAACAUUUUAACAGGUUCCGACAUGUUCGCAGGGUUGGGCCGGGGAGGGUUCCUUUCGCCCUCUGGGGCCUGUAAAACAUUCGACAAAGAUGCAGAUGGAUAUUGUCGAGCAGAUGGAGUAGGCACAAUUAUACUCAAACGGCUAGAGGACGCCUUGAACGAAAGAGACAAUAUUCAAGCUAUAAUCCGGAGCGUAUCUACAAAUCACUCGGCUCAAGCAAGCUCAAUUACCCACCCACAUGCGGAAACUCAGGGGAAACUUUUCCGAAAGAUCUUGACAGAUGCCGCUGUCGAGCCUCAUUGUGUGGAUUAUAUCGAGUGCCAUGGUACGGGAACCCAGGCUGGUGAUGCAGCUGAAUAUACCUCGGUAUCUGGGGUUUUUGGAAACGAUCCAGUGAGGGAAAAACCACUAUAUAUUAGUUCUGUGAAGGGCAAUAUUGGUCAUAGUGAAGCCGCGGCAGGGGUAACUUCACUUAUUAAAGCAGCGAUGAUGUUUCGAAAUAACCUCAUUCCACCUCACGUUGGAGUGACGACCGGCAUUAAUCCUAAACUAUCUUCAAUUGGUAAAGAUAAGAUUCAUAUCCCAUUUCAAGCAACACCUCUCGGCUCUGCAAAGAAGGAUAAUAUCAAACAGAAGCGAGCCAUUCUUCUGAACAACUUUAGUGCCGCGGGAGGUAAUACUAGUCUUAUACUCCAAGAUGGACUCCAUACCCGCCGAGAGGGUAGUGAUACUCGAAAUUGCCAUGUUGUCACCAUAUCCGGCCAUACCGACACCUCUUUCCAGCAAAACCUAAAGCAGCUCUCCCAAUGGCUGAAUGUAAAUGGGGACGUUCGAGUAUCCGACUUGGGCUAUACCACCACUGCGCGACGGGCGCAUCAUUCUCGGCGGAUUUCCUACGCAGUGAGCAGCGUCGAAGAGUUAAAAGACAUGCUAUCAAAUAAAUGCGAUCCUGAUGCCAUCAAAACCACGCCUCGUGUUGGCUUUGUCUUUACCGGCCAAGGGUCUCAAUACCUUGGAAUGGGCAAAGAUCUUCUUGAUAUUUCGAAAUAUUUUCGGGAUCUCCUAUUGGAAAUGAACAAGCUUUGCUUGUCUCAGUCGUUCCCAUCAAUUAUGGAUAUUUUCACUGCCGAACCCUCUUCGCUGUUACCCAUACAGCUUCAAUUGGGUUCCGCAUGCUUAGACAUUGCUCUUGCUAAGUUAUGGCAAUCAUGGGGCUUGCAACCAGACGUUGUGGUUGGUCACAGUCUUGGGGAAUAUGCCGCCCUAUGUUUUGCCUCCGUAAUUUCCAUCUCCGACAUGAUAUUUCUCGUGGGUCAACGAGCAUUGCUAAUGCAAGAAAAAUGCGUCCCCAACACUCAUUCCAUGCUUACAGUACGAGCUUCAUCGAAAGAAGUCAUGAGAGCCAUGAAACUCAUCCAUAGUGAAUGCGAAAUAGCCUGUGUAAAUGGUCCACACAGCGUCGUCGUCAGCGGAAAUAUUGAUGAUAUCAAUCUCCUCCACGAGCUGCUUGAGGAGCAGAAUGUCAAGUCUAUGAACCUCCCUAUUCAAUAUGCUUUUCACUCGAAGCAGCUAGAUCCAAUUCUGGCGGACUUGGCGCAUCUCGCAGAACACAUUGACUUCAAGAAGCCCGAGAUCCCCAUUGCAUCUACUCUUACUGGCGACUUAGUCUGUGAACAAGGCGUCUUCGGCCCAAGAUACUCUGCCAACCAGACUCGCCAACCUGUGGAUUUUUUCGGUGCAAUUGCUGCAUGGACCGCAUCUUGCCCUGCAACAGAAACCUUCUGGGUAGAAUGCGGUCCUGGUGGGGCUUGUGCUUCUAUGAUUGGAUCGAUUGUUGGAACCAGAGACGUAAGAGCAUUUGCCAGUUUCAAAAAGACCGAGGACAGUUGGAAAACCAUAACAAAUACGAUCGCAAAGCUACACGAUGCCGGUGCGAAUAUUCAAUGGAGAGAAUUCCACAAGCCUUAUGAAAAGAGUCUUUUACUCCUCGAUUUGCCAACCUAUGCUUUCGAUCUGCAGAAUUAUUGGUUGCAAUAUGAAGGUAAUUGGUCUAUUACCAAAAAUACACUACAGCAGGAAGUCGUCGGUCCCCUACAAGGUUUCAGUUCUGGCUGUCUUCAUCGUAUAGCUUCGGAGAAGUUCGACGAGACAUCUGGAUCUCUAUUGACAGCAACUUUUGUCAGUGAUCUCUCAGAGCCAACACUCAAUGCAAUGGCGAGAGGCCACUUGGUUUGCGGCGUAGCGCUCGUCCCAAGCUCGGUAUAUGCAGAGAUGGCAUACAGCGCGGCUUCAUACUUUCAUUCCAGAGAGCGCACAUAUAAAGGGGAAGUGCCAGGCUUCGAUCUAUCAGAGAUGGAGAUAUAUCGACCACUCGUUGCUCCACUAGAUGGAGCGUCACAGCUGGUGACAAUUUUCGCCUCGAAAAAGGUCGGUUCAAGUUCUGUUAGCCUGGCAUUUGCAUCUUUAGACAGCGGUGGUAAGUCUAAUCAGCAUGCCACCUGCACUGUGAAGUCCGGAGACGGAGAAGUGUGGAUGGAUGAGUGGUUACAGGUUUCAUCUCUCGUGGAGGAUCGCGUUCAACAACUCAAGCACCUAGCUGAAAUUGGGGACUCAUCCCUCAUCCUGAGAAAGAUGGUGUACAAACUGUUCACAGCUGUUGUCAACUAUGACGAGAAAUACCACUCUCUCGACAAGGUUUUCCUACACCAAGAACGCCAUGAAGCAGCAGCAAAUAUCACCUUCAAGACUGCAUGGGCCGAUAACGGUGUCACCUUUAAUCCCUACUGGAUUGAUUGCCUGGCCCAAAUGGGUGGAUUUGUCUUAAAUUCAAGCCCCUCAACUUCACCAGACACCGUCUAUAUCUCCACAGGUUGGAAAAGUAUGCGAAUCGUUAAAAAAUUGGAGCAAGAAAAGCUGUAUCAAGCCUAUGUGCAUAUGAAGCCAACACGUACCGAUGGGUUGCUUUCUGGCGACGUUUAUUUCUUUGAUGGCCCCCAAGUUAUUGGAUUAUGUCAGGGGCUGAAAUUCCGGAACAUAAAACUUUCACUAUUGAGAUCCGUGCUUGGAAUCAAGCAGUCAAGCUCGUUGCCACUCGAUUAUCACCAACCCAUUGCCAAGCAGCAAAGUAUGGCAACGUCAUCUCCUGCUUUGGUUGCUAAAAACUCUGGGACAAAUACACCAAUCCAGGUAUCAUUUGACAACAUUCUUGGGAUCAUUGGGACGGAGACAGGAGCGCAAAUCAACGAAAUCGCUGGCGACUCCGCGCUCGAAGAUCUGGGCAUCGACUCUCUUCUCACAAUGUCCAUACUGUCCAAACUUCGCGAGGCUACCGGACUUGAGCUACCAAAUUCCUUAUUCAACAUGUACCCCACAAUAUCUGCCCUCAGAUCCUUUUUCGAAGGGCAAUUUAUUGGAGGGUUUGAUACUAGUCCAAGCACGCCUUCAUCCUAUCCAGCCACUGAUGUCUCAAUCACUCUACCUACAACACCAGCUCCAUUUGACGGCGACAUAAUUCUUCAGGUUAUUGCUGGCGAGUUAGGUAUAGAAAUCAGUAAAAUGGACUCAUAUACCAGCCUGAACGACCUGGGGCUGGAUUCUCUGAUGAGCAUCGCUAUCAUUGGACAUUUGCGUGAGAAGACUGGGCUGCCGCUCUCUUCCUCGUUCUUUAAUGAUAACACAUGCAUGAGCAAGGUUCUGCAAGCGCUCGAAAUCCCAACGACAACAUCGAUUUCCGCUUCAUCCACAUCUCAGCUCCUCUCAAAUUCGAAAAUCUCGCCUCUGGCAGAAUCGGAACUGAGAAGCACAUCAUUUCUCCUCCAAGGCUCGCCAAACCCUAACAAACCGGCUCUUUUCCUGCUACCCGACGGCUCUGGCUCCGCCCUCUCUUACAUAAAUCUCCCAACCUUCGUCUCCAGGACCACAGUCUACGCCCUCUUUUCCCCGUUCUUAUCCACUCCAUCCGUCUCCUGCAUCCCAUUCACCCUCUCCCUUCCCCAAAUCUCUUCCAUCUACCUGUCCGAAAUCCUCCGCCUCCAGCCGCGCGGUCCCUAUCACAUUGCAGGCUGGUCAAUGGGCGGUAUCUACGCCUACGAAGUCUGUUCACAGCUUUUAUCUCUUGGCCACGUAGUAGAUUCAUUAACUCUAAUCGACUCCCCUUGUCCCGGCUUCCUCCCUCCUCUCCCAUCCGCCACCCUUUCUCUCCUCGAAGACGCCGGUCUGUUCUCCGGACAAAAUAAAACCGUCUCAGAAGCUACGCGCCAGCACUUCGUGGAAAGCGUGCGCGUGUUGUCAUCUUACUCGCCUACCCCUCUCCCUGCUGCAUCGUGUCUGAAACGCGUUGUGAUAAUAUGGGCAGAAGAUGGAGUUGGCGCACACAGUUCUUCCGCAAUGCCGAAAAAUCAAGGCGUUGGUAUGGCAAGAGAAUGGCUGAUGGAAAAACGAACCGAAUUCGGUCCUAAUGGCUGGGAUAAACUUCUCUGCAGCUGCUCAUUGAAAACGUAUUCCGUGCCAGGGAACCAUUUCUCGAUUAUGAAUGCCGUCGAGGUGAAAGCUGUUGCGGAGAUUCUUGACAGCAUAAUGAGAGACAUAUAG